Messenger RNA from Aspergillus puulaauensis, 1185 nucleotides. RefSeq lists its product as uncharacterized. Bases 1 to 1185 code for a protein of 394 amino acids. The record is from RefSeq and is a predicted model, not a curated record. The transcript has 2 exons. NCBI's taxonomy places the organism in Eukaryota, Fungi, Ascomycota, Eurotiomycetes, Eurotiales, Aspergillaceae.
AUGCACACGAUAGACAGGUUUAAGAGACCAAGCGUCAGGGCAAAGGACGCCAGGGCAAAGGGCCCCUUGAAAAUCGUUCAUGAUUCUGGUCAGGUAUACACCGAGACUGAGUCUUCACCAGCUGCUAAAGUAACGAAUGGGCCGGCAUGGCUUCAUGAGUCGCCAUUUUUACUGAUGGGCUGGGAGGAAGGAAGUCCUUUCGGGGCAUCUCCAUUGAGGUACUUGGCGAUGAGAACGCUGGUCACAGAUCAGAGGAACUUGUCGAUACCCCUGUUUGCAAAUGUGCCAUGGCAUAUUGCGCGCGAUAUAUGGGACUAUCUGGGUAGAUGCCACAAACAAACUCUACACAUGUGGAAGAUAUUCGCAACUGUGUAUCCGAUUCAGUUCCGAGAAAUCGAACAGUACCGUUCAAUGAAGAUCGAAGAACCACGAAUUUCUAUGCGAGAGUAUCUUGGACUGACGAAGAGCAAGAGCCUGAGUUGGCGAGUUGUAUUGACUCUGGGAUCAUCAUAUGCUCGAAUUCCUGAACUCGUUGGGAUAUCUGAGAUAAAAAACCUAGUUGCAUUGGAUAUUGCUACGCCCCCAAAGCAAGGUGCAUCGCCCGAGUCCGACAUACAGAUGACGGCACUGACGGACCGAAUCGUUCGCACCUGGAGCGAAAUGGCCCAGACGAAAGAUGCAUUUUCACAACUUCGGGUUUUGAUUAUACGAAAUCAAACAGAUCUAUCGAAGAUGGCACUUCACUUUCUGAAAUCAUUCCCGAGCUUACAAUUUGUCGUCGCACUUGAAUGUCCUGGUAUUGCCUCCGCAUUCUCCGACGGCGGCUUGUAUGAUGGAUGGAUGGUUGCAGAAGUCAUGCAAUCUCCACCAGGCACUCUAUAUGAACUUUACAAAUCCAACUGCAAGGCAGCCGGUAUCGAAGAUUCAACACCAGUUUUGGAAUUUCAAAUCGGCAAGAUGAGCCCAAAGCCCCGUGGGCGAGCCAAUCGUCCGAAACCCCACUGUGCCGUAUAUCAACGGACAGAUGACGCCCCUCGACGAAUGGAUCCCGAACCGAGCACCAGGAAACGGAAAGAUGUUGGAGCUUCAGACAGUCAGCGUGGGCAAGCGCAUCCUCGUAAGAGCAAGGCCGUUAUGAAGGACCGUACAAAAGAUAUUGGCGAUGUGCUCAGUGGCUUUUUCUGA